Messenger RNA from Echinostoma caproni, 1890 nucleotides. The record is from the annotation of a GenBank genome assembly. NCBI's taxonomy places the organism in Eukaryota, Metazoa, Platyhelminthes, Trematoda, Plagiorchiida, Echinostomatidae.
GUGGCUCGAAAUCUAAUUUUGCACGGCUGCGAGGAGUGCCCGAAAUCAGAAGACAUUUGGCUUGAAGCCGCACGUCUUGUUCAACCAGAACAAGCCAAAUCUGUCGUGGCUCAGGGAAUUCGUCAUCUACCACAAGCUGUGCGCCUUUGGGUUAAGGCUGCACAGUUGGAAACCGAAGUUAAGGCGAAAAAAGUGGUUUACAAGAAGGCCCUAGAACAGGUACCAAACUCAGUUCUGUUGUGGAAGUUAGCUGUCGAAUUGGAGGACGAAGACGAUGCUCGUUUAAUGCUUAGUCUGGCGGUGGAGUGUUGCCCAACGUCAGUGGAGUUAUGGCUAGCUCUGGCUCGAUUGGAAACCUACGAACAAGCUCGUGUGGUAUUAAAUAAGGCUCGUGAGAGUAUUCCUACGGAUCGUCAGAUCUGGUUUGCUGCUGCCCGACUGGAAGAAGCCCAGGGUAAUCAAAUGAUGGUGCCUAAAAUUGUCGAUCGUGGUGUGGCUUCUUUGCAAGCGAAUAUGGUCGAAAUCAACAGAGAUCAAUGGAUAAAAGAUGCAGAAGAAUGUGAGGCAGCCAAGAGUGUGCUUACUGCUCAGGCGAUCAUCAAAUCGAUCAUCGGUUUCGGCUUGGAAGAACAGGAUAAAAAGCAUACGUGGCUGUCGGAUGCAGAGAACUGUGCCACGAACGGAGCGAUCGAAUGCGCACGAGCUAUCUAUGCUGUCGCGUUGGCUCAUUUUCCAACUAAAAAGAGCAUUUGGUUGCGUGCAGCCUAUUUUGAACGCAGUCAUGGUACACGUGACACUUUGGAAGAACUGUUACGUCAGGCAGUUACGCACUGCCCUCAGGCUGAAGUACUCUGGUUGAUGGCCGCCAAAACACGUUGGCUAGCUGGUGAUGUGCCUUCCGCUCGAUCCAUCCUCGCGCGUGCUUUUGAGGCAAAUCCAAACUCUGAAGAGAUUUGGUUGGCUGCCGUAAAACUGGAAUCCGAAAAUAGCGAAUACGCGCGUGCUCGUCGUCUCCUGGCCAAAGCCCGCGCUUCCGCAUCAACAGCUCGGGUAUGGAUGAAAUCUGCCCGCCUUGAAUGGUGUCUAGGUGAACUGAAAGACGCUUUAUCCAUGUUGGAAGAAGCUACUACACUGUAUCGUCAAGCACCGAAGUUGUGGUUGAUGUUAGCUCAACUUCUUGAUGAGCUAUCAGCUCAGGAGGGACUGGCAACCGAGGAAGCACGAACAUUGAAGGAACGUGCCCGAGCUGCUUAUCGGGAUGGGCUCACCCACAAUCCGGAACAUACGACUUUGUGGCUUCAGUUGGCUCAGUUCGAAGAAAAGAACGGCAAUCUGACCAAGGCGCGCUCCAUCCUCGAGAAGGCCCGUACGCAGAACCCGAAAACUGCAGAAUUAUGGUACGUCUCUGACACAAUACGACUGGAAAUUCGCGCCAACUUGAAGCCGGUGGCUGAUUCACUUCUGUCCAAAGCUCUUCAAGAGUGUCCAACCGCCGGUUGUUUGUGGGCUGAGGCCAUUUUCAUGACUCCGCGAGCUCAGCGCAAGAGUAAAUCAGUGGAUGCUCUAAAAAAAUGCGAACACGAUCCUCUCGUGUUGUUGGCAGUCUCCAAGAUGUUCUGGUCAGAGCGGUUGGUUAUGAAAGCCCGAAACUGGUUUACUCGUACCGUUAAACUGGAGCCAGAUCUGGGAGAUGCUUGGGCUUAUUUCUACAAAUUCGAACUUCAGCACGGAACUGAGGAUCAGCGAAAAGAGGUUCUUCAGCGAUGUGUGGCAGCUGAACCGCAUCAUGGCGAAACUUGGUGUCGCCUGGGAAAGGCCCCGCGCAACUGGCGUAUGAAGACCAAGGAAUUGCUGACCCUAGUUGCGGAGUCAGUCCCGUUACCUACGUGA